ACGCCAGCAUGGUCCCUGGUUUUGAGAUUUCAGCUCUGCCGCUGUCGCUUUGAUUUUAUGAAGUUUUUCUUUGUAACAUCGCCGUUGAAUUAAUCAAAUCUCGAGCAGCUCACAUUUCAGCCGCAGCUCGUCGACACGGAGGAGAGAUGUGUAAAGAGCUGAAGACCAAAGUGCUGCGUCUGCUGCCGCCGACCUCCAACGGACCCUCCGUUCAGCCGGAGGGCUACACAGAUGGUGCUGAAAUCCUGAGCUCCACUGUGAAGGCUCUGAAGGACGGUCAUGUGGUCGCUGUGCCCACAGACACCAUCUACGGCCUGGCGUGUCUGGCCCAGAACUCCGAGGCCGUCAGAAAAACCUACAACAUCAAAGAAAGAAAUGGACAUAAACCGCUGGCCAUCUGUGUGGGAGAAAUCCAGGAUAUUUACAAGUACUGUAAGGUGAAGGUGAAGGAAGCUCUGCUGAGCGACCUGCUGCCUGGUCCCGUCACUCUGGUGUUUGAAAGAUCUGAAGCUCUGAACACAGAUCUCAACCCCUUCACUCCACUUGUAGGCGUACGGAUCCCAGAUCAUACCUUCAUGAGACGCCUUUGUCAGAUGUGCGCUGAACCACUCGCUCUUACCAGCGCCAACAUCAGCUCACACACCAGCACUGUGGCUGUACAUGAGUUUCAGGAGCUCUGGCCCAAGCUAGCGGUGGUGGUGGACGGCGGGCCAAUAGGAGACGACAGCCGGCUCGGAUCAACGGUGGUCAACCUAUCAGUGCUUGGGAAAUACCGCAUCAUCAGACCUGGCUGCGCCCUUUCUUUUACGGUUGAGGUGCUGGAGCACAAAUAUGGACUGUCAGAAGACACGGGGGACAAAUGACCUUUGAACUCUCCAUAACACAUGCUGAGACGCACAACCAGCUCUGACCCCGGGGCUUUUUCAGAGAAUAUGAAUCCUUUUCAUGUUCGCGUGGAAGUCUUCCCGGGGAGGACUGAACUCAGGAACAACUGGAUGGACGAUAUUAUUCUGUUGACUGCUUUAAGGUCUGGACUUUUUUUUUUUUUUUUUUUGCGUUUGAUGACCGUAUUAUCUGCCUUACAGCGUCUGCUAUCAUGGGAUUAUGUGGGAAACACAGUGCAGGGUCAGCUAUAUAGUAUGGGAUUUUUUUGUGCAACAAAUUUAAAACUUUAACUUUCUGUACUGUUAAAACAAUGUGGCUUAACGGAAAUUGCAAUGGUGCGAGUUUUUAUUUUAAUAUUUCUAUAAUGGUGAGAGGUGUUGGAGCCAACUUUUUUAUGGCCUGAAUAGUCAUUUAUGAUAAGUGUUGGGAGGAGCUCUAAUUUGCGUUGACUCAAUGUCAAACUUGAGUUCAGAACUAUUUUUAUUAACUUUGAAAUUCCCUGUAUUUAUUUUAUCCGCAUUUCAGUUAAACAGUGUGCAGUUACGGUUACAAUUAUUUAAUGUAGUUUUAUACUGUGGCCUAAAGGAACCGUACACUCCAAAAUCAAAAAGACAUAUUUUUCCUUCUCCUUUUGCCAUUUAUUAUUAUAGAUUGUUUGGUUGUGAGUUGCCGAGUGUUGGAGAUAUCACCUUUAGAGCUGUCUGUUGUCCCUCGAAUAUACUUAAGCUAGAUGGCAUUCAGAUUGUGGUGCUAAAAGUGCCAAAAAAUACAUUUGAUAAACUCUACAGCAAAAUGUCUCUUUUCAAAAAUCAUGACCCAGUUACCCAAGAUAAUCCACAGUUCAUGUAGGAGUGGCAACCAUAACACUAGACAGAAGGAAAUACAUUUUUCAUUUUGGGGUGAACUGUCCCUUUAAACAAUUAACAUUUACAAGUUAAAAAAAUAUAUAUAUCAGAGUUGUGUUGGUUAGCACAUUCAAUAAGUGGAUAGACUUUAUGAAAUUAAUCCGCCCUCUUGUAUGUUUAGAGCUGAAGCAUUUUUAAAAUUCCCAUCACCUACUGUAAACUCUGCAAUGUACAAUCAUUGAACAGACACAAUAAAAGUUUUUUUUGUA
Plectropomus leopardus (leopard coralgrouper) is the source of this 1999-nucleotide messenger RNA. RefSeq names its product yrdC N(6)-threonylcarbamoyltransferase domain containing (gene yrdc). Gene Ontology annotation, cellular component: cytoplasm. The record is from RefSeq and is a predicted model, not a curated record. Gene Ontology annotation, molecular function: double-stranded RNA binding; nucleotidyltransferase activity; tRNA binding. NCBI's taxonomy places the organism in Eukaryota, Metazoa, Chordata, Actinopteri, Perciformes, Serranidae. Gene Ontology annotation, biological process: regulation of translational fidelity.